AUGAGCCAGUACAUUCAAGCAGGAUGCAAUGAUGUGGCAGCGCCUUCGUCCAUCCAUUCACCAGCAGGAACGCUCAGACCCACGACGUCAGUGGCUACUGCACGCUAUGGCAAAUCGCCAAGCAUCUAUUCCUAUCACACUGUCAUACCACCAGGAUCUCUCAGUGUUCCCAGUACUCUCGACACGCAAACGAAAUGGAACUCAUACCCACACCCAGAAGGCCAGCUGUACUUCCAAGCAAGACUUGCCAACUAUGUCGUCGUGACAGAAGCCAAUGUUUAUAGGCAAGAGACCGAGAGCCAGGUGUCUGGCUGCCUCAAGUUUAUCGAUGACAUAAUCUCGCAGCAGCAGAUUAUUAUACCGCCCUCGUCAGAGCUAUUCAUAGAGCUUGAUGAAUUUCCACUCUCCUGUGCCUACUACUUCGUAGACCAUGAUACCCGGCGUAUCUUCUGGAUUGAACAGACUUCUACAGAACUGCUUGAUAUGGGAACGAUCGUCUCCGACUCCCAUCGCGACAUCGCCUUAGAAAGGCUGUACUGGGUCCAUGUCGAAUUCUUCCCGAUGCACAUAUACACACAGUUGUCACCUCAGAUGGUAGACGAUUUAAUCGGCGUCAUGUCUCAUGGUGCAGCAGACCGUAUGACCUCACGAUCAUCUACGUUUCCAUACACUGCAGAGAGAUGUAGUCAGCUGUUGCAGCUACUGUCUCUGCAACGAGGUCGUGCCCUUGAUGGACACACACUAUGCUUUGUUGCUCGUCUAUGGGGCGCAAUAGAAAACCAGCGGUUUUUGACUUACUAUGGACAAGAGCAUGCCCAAUUAGAUAGGCUGCAAAUCAUGACGCCCGAAGAAGAUAUGGAUCACCAAUGGGUGAAAACAAUUGCAAACCUGGCUUUGUGGGGAAUCCCCGAUCGAUUUUUUUUCGAGCUUCAUGAUUUGUUUGCAAACGAACAAGUGUUUGUGGAUCAAUGGCAAAUUUUCAUGACCACAUGCGUUUCAGAGUGGCAUACGGCAGUUAUUUGGACUUUCCCAAUAACAAUUGCUACCAUUCUCUCUUGCCUCUUAUCUCGUGCUUCUUUGUCAUCUGCCUUACCGGCUAUUCUCUCAGCGUCUGGGAGCCUCGCCGUAGGAUCGAUCCUACUCCUUAAGCACCACGGCCUAGAAGACGCCACCGCAUCAUUUGCUGCGCGCUACCUGAGAGCCGCAAAAUCACGCUCAAUUGGAAUGCUCCCAUCUGCCAUCGUCUUUAGUUUGCCCAAAGGCCUCUAUCUAUGGAGCAUCGUCUUUAUGGUGGCCCACUUUCUCUUACUGGCGUCUCACGUGGUCGGCGGACUCGCAAUGUUUGGAGGCGCCUGCUUUUUGAUACUACUUGUGUGGGCUGCCCUAUAUGUCACAUCCCCAGAUGAGUACGACCAGAGUUCUAUACUUAGCAAAAUCCUGUGUCGCUGGCAUUCAAUCCAGGGAGAUCCUGAAGGGGCAGGUUCCCUCGCUUGACGGUGGCACCUGUCCCGGCCCUUCCCUGUUGGUCCUACUAGUAGGGUGGGUCUCGAGAGGUGCAGUGCUCGCGACAACACAAAUACUUGUAUGAUAUAUGAUGUACAUGUAGUGCGAGCCAAUAUAGAAUUAUUUUUUGUAAGUCCGCAUAG
Messenger RNA from Suillus fuscotomentosus, 1646 nucleotides. RefSeq lists its product as uncharacterized. Lineage: Eukaryota; Fungi; Basidiomycota; Agaricomycetes; Boletales; Suillaceae. The transcript has 11 exons. Bases 1 to 1494 code for a protein of 497 amino acids. The record is from RefSeq and is a predicted model, not a curated record.